AUGGUGGAGGAAGAGGUGGUGGUCGUGGGUGGCGGGAUGCUGUCUUCUUCUUGGCCGGCAAUGGAGCAGCACCACCGCGCCGUUGCGUACUUCGGGCUUUCUUGCGCUCUCGCCGUGCUGCGGCGCUCGGGUGGUGGGUGCGAUCUUUGCGCGGGGGGGCCUCUGCCGCCAUGCCGGUGGUCGCGGCGGAGGGAGCUGGCGCUGAGGGGGAGGGUCGGGGAGCUGGAGCUGGAGGUGGAGGAGCUCCGGCGGAGGAGGGCGGAGGACGCCAGGGCGAACGAGAAGGUGGCGGGCAUAUUCGCAGCGCAUGAGCAGCGGUGGUUCGCGGAGAGGAAGGGGCUGCGGCGGCAGGUGCACGCCGUCGUCGCCGCGGCCCGGGCGCGGGAGGCGGCGCACGAGGAGGCCGUGGCGGAGCUGACGGGGCAGCUGGAGGAGGAGCGGCGCGCGGCGGGGCUCAAGGAGGCGGCUGUGGAGCAGGAGGCGAGGCGGCGGGAGGAGGCCGAGGAGAAGCUACGGGUGGCGGAGCAGGCGGCGGCGGAGGCGCGCGACGGCGCCGGGAAGGAGGCGCAGGAGCACGCCGCCGAGCUGCGGAAGCACAAGGCGGCGCUCGUGGAGCUCGCGUCCGCGCAGCGGCAGCUCGAGGCGGAGCUCGCCCGCGCGGCGCGGCGCGGGGACGCCGCGGAGGCAGAGCUCAGGGAGGCCCAGGAGCGCCGCGACGCGGCCGCGGCGACGGCGGCGGAGCUCUCCGCGGAGGCCGCGCGGCUGCGGCGGGACGCGGAGCACAAGGACAAGAUCCUCUCAGCGAUGCUGCGCAAGUCCAAGAUCGACAUGGAGGACAGGGAGAUGCUGGUGCGGGAGGUGAAGAUGUGCAAGGCCAGGCGUAAGCAGGCGGAGCUGGAGGCCGACCGGUGGCGCAAGGUGUGGGAGUCCCGCCACCGCCGCGGCUCCAGGUCGUCGGCGAGGUGCGCCGCCGCCGCUGCGGACAACCCCGGCUGCUCCGACAAGCUGACAUCCCCCGAUGCCGCCUUCGCGCACGACACCAAGAUACUCUUCGUGGACCAUGUGGAGGAUGCCGACGCCAAGAAAUGCCGUCCUACGGCGGCGGCGCCGCCGGCGAAGGAUCCCACCGUCGUCGAAUGCGUCGACGACAAGCCCGUGGUGGAGGAGUACCAGGAUUUGCAGGAGUGGUUCAAGAUGGAGACGGAGAAGUACACGAGCAUGAUCCGGCAUCGCCACAGCGCGGAGGUGGAGGCGUUCACGGAGCAGCUCCGGCUCAAGGACGAGAAGCUGGAGGCGUUCCGGUGGCGCGCGGUUAGCAUGGACAUGGAGGCGUCGCGGCUGCGCUGCCGCCUCCAGGAGCUGGAGGCCCGCCUGUCGGAGCAGGAGCAGCGCCGCGCCGCGCUGGAGGCGCUGCUCGUCGAUAGGGACGACGAGAACCGGUCGCUCAGGGAGCGGCUCGCCGUGCCGGACCAGGCAGGAGCCCUCGACGGCGACGACGACGACGCGGAGAUCUGCCCCGCCGAUGGCAACGCCGGCGGUUGCGAGCAUGGCGUUCCGUGGUCCCCGGACCGCGUCGAGGCUACGGAGAUCAAAUUGCUCGAGCCGGUCUCGCCGGACGAACACAAGAACAAGGCGUUCGACAUGGAUGCCACAGAGGCGUACGCCGUCGUCUCGGUUCCGGACGACCUGGUCGAACACGAGCAGCGGCCGAUCGCGCCGGCGCGAAGCUCGUACACGUGCGAGAUCGAGGAGGAGGAAGACGAGGAGAAGGAAGUCUCCACCGAUCCAGGGAUCACGCAACCGCGGGACAGCACGGACCGUCAGGAGGUCUCCGAGCUCGCGCUCGUGGUCGCGGCGCCGCCGGACCAAAGAACCACCGCUUCGAAGAUGGACAUCCAAGCGCUCGCCGUGUCGUACAAGAUCAAGAGGCUGAAGCAGCAGCUGCUCGUCCUCGAGAAGCUGGCCGCCGCGGCAGCAGGUAGCAAGGACACGGUGACCGCCACAACGAAGCCGUCGAGCAACGCCGCCGCCACCGCCACCAUCGCCGGCGGCGGGAGGCAGCAGUAUCCGAAGAGCUACCAGAUGAUGGUGUCCUUCCUGAGCAAGCACGUCAAGAGGUACCAGUCCCUCGAGGACAAGAUCGACGACCUCUGCACAAGAAUGGAGGAGAGCAAGCGGGGCGGCGGGCGGCGGGAGAGCGGCGGCGAGGGGAGCUGCCGGGAGCUGGCGCAGUUCCUGGAGGAGACGUUCCAGCUGCAGCGGUACAUGGUGGCGACGGGGCAGAAGCUGCUGGAGAUGCAGUCCAGGAUCGCGCCGAGCCUGGCCCGCGCCGCCGCGGCCACCGGCGGCGGCGACGGCGACGUGGACAUGGACAUGGGGAGGUUCAUGGACGUGGUCGGGGCGCUGCUGCGCGACGUGCAGAGGGGCCUGGAGGUGCGGAUCUCGCGGAUCAUCGGCGACCUCGAGGGCACGCUCACCUUCCAUGGCAUCCUCCACGCCACCCUUCUGAAAUCCUGAAUUCUGACGUGCCAUUGCCGCACCAAACCACAGAACAGCUUCUUCUUAAUUUCCUUUAACCUGUUCCAUCUGAAACUGAAGAGGAGCAAUGUAACUGCACGAUUAAACUGCAUCUGCAUAUGUAGAGAGAGGAAGAACUACUACAAUCCAAGAUUAGCUCAUACUACUUCUUCUAUGAUUCUAUCAAGCUUGUAUUAAGCCGAUCUGACAGCUCCAGCAGCAUGCAUGCCCUAACCACGGCCAUGGUUCGAUGAGAGUUUCACUAUGGUAGACCUGACAAAUGUACCUUGACAACUUCUAUAGUGCUAUCUCUUGCUCUAGUACAAUUAAUCUGUAUUUUCUCGUUUCUAUUUUUACUAGCAAAGGAGUGUAAUUAUUGAAUAAUAUAAGACACUCGUA
This is a messenger RNA of Oryza brachyantha (malo sina), 2916 nucleotides long. RefSeq lists its product as uncharacterized. The coding region runs from base 1 to 2517 and encodes 838 amino acids. Lineage: Eukaryota; Viridiplantae; Streptophyta; Magnoliopsida; Poales; Poaceae. The transcript is spliced from 3 exons. The record is from RefSeq and is a predicted model, not a curated record.